UGACCUCGCAGGAAGCCGACUAUGGCCCAGCCGCCCCACUGCUUGGGUACGGCAGCGCGCACGCCUUAUCCCCUGUUUCCCCACCGCUGAAAUCUUAUCCUCUCGUCGUCUCGUCUCGAUUCUUCCUCUCCCUCGCACUUUCCUCAUCUUCAUUCGCCAACGCAACAGGACGCUGGAGACGAUGCACGGCUGGGUCCUGCCGCGAUUCCCGCCGUCCGUGCACUUCGAUGCUGCGCUGGAGGAGGCGCUGUCGUGCUCGCCUGCGCAAGGUGCGGGCUUUGCAAGGCAGGGCUCGCUGCUCUCCAAGGGGCAGGCGACAGCCACUGGUGACACCGUGUGUCACAACACACGUAUUUUCAACUUGUACACUGGGAAGUCACCAUGGAACAACCCCGCCGCCUUGGAGCUCGGCCCGCCUCCGGCCGGCCACCUCUCCGUCGGCCUCGUGCUCCUCCGCCUCGAUCCGUCCGCCCCAUCGCCGUAUCCGCGCCGGAGCAGCCGGAUCCGCUGCCCAGACCACCAACCAAGAGCCGCCUCUUGCUUGUCCUACGGUCGGGAGGAGGACGACCGAGAGGAGCGCCCAUUGAUCCGCCGCCUGGGCCGCCUUGGAGCACGCCCUGCCUCCGGCCGCCACCUCUCCGUCAGCCUCGCGCUACUCCGACAUGAUCCGUCUGCCCCACCGCCGGAUCCGCCGCCCAGACCACCAACCAAGCGUCGGCCCUUCCCUUUCCUGCGGUCGUGGGUUGAAUAAUAUAAACUGCAGGGUCCUUUUUUAAGAACAAAUCAUUUUUUUAGAUUAGCCACUUUAAAAAAGGACCGCGGGUUGAAUACACAUACAUGGAGGGACUUUUUUGCAAAAUCA
Messenger RNA from Triticum urartu, 862 nucleotides. The record is from RefSeq and is a predicted model, not a curated record. NCBI's taxonomy places the organism in Eukaryota, Viridiplantae, Streptophyta, Magnoliopsida, Poales, Poaceae.